GCAGCCUGCCUGAGGAGCCCCACCGCCCCACCUUUCCCCAUGGAGAAGGGACUCGUUCUGCCCCAGGACUGCUGGGACUUUGUGCACAAUCUCAGGAUGAGGAGCAAAUAUGCCAUUUUCCUGGCUUUUGUGGUGGUAGUUUUCGUCUUCAUUGAAAAGGAAAAUAAAAUCAUAUCGAGGGUCUCCGACAAGUUGAAGCAGAUCCCCCAAUCUCUGACAGAUGCAAACGGCACGGAUCCGGCCCUGGUCCUGGCCGAGAACGCAUCCCUCCUGUCCCUCAGCGAGCUGGAUUCAGCGUUCUCCCAACUACAGAGCCGCCUGCGGAAUCUCAGCCUGCAGCUGGGUGUGGAGCCAGGGGCGGAGUCCACAGGAGAGGAGUGGGAGAGGGAGGAGGAGGAAAGGGAGCCGCCCGGACCUGCCUCCUCCGGACCUCGGCGCCACGUGCUCCUCAUGGCUACCACCCGCACUGGCUCUUCCUUCGUGGGUGAGUUCUUCAACCAGCAGGGCAACAUCUUCUACCUCUUCGAGCCGCUGUGGCACAUCGAGCGCACCGUGUCCUUCCAGCCGGGAGGCGCCAACGCCGCGGGCUCAGCCCUGGUCUACCGCGACGUGCUCAAGCAGCUCUUCCUGUGUGAUCUGUACGUCCUGGAGCACUUCAUCAGCCCGCUGCCGGAGGACCACCUGACCCAGUUCAUGUUCCGCCGCGGCUCCAGGGACCCUGUCUGCACGCCUUUCGUCAAGAAGGUCUCCGAGAGUCCCCGCCCCAAACCCCGCCGCUGCGGCCCCCUCAACGUGACCCUGGCGGCCGAGGCCUGUCGCCGCAAGGAGCACAUGGCUCUCAAGGCCGUCCGCAUCCGGCAGCUGGAGUUCCUGCAGCCGCUGGCAGAGGACCCGCGGCUGGACCUGCGCGUCAUCCAGCUGGUGCGCGAUCCCCGGGCCGUGCUGGCCUCCCGCAUGGUGGCCUUCGCAGGCAAGUACGAGUUUUUUAGGAGGUGGCUGGCUGAGGGGCAGGCCCGGCUCAGAGAGGAGGAGGUGCAGCGGCUGCGGGGCAACUGCGAGAGCAUCCGCCUGUCGGCCGAGCUGGGCCUGCGCCAGCCCUCCUGGCUGCGGGGCCGCUACAUGCUGGUGCGCUAUGAGGACGUGGCGCGCAGGCCGCUGCAGAAGGCGCGCGAGAUGUACCGCUUCGCCGGCAUCCCCCUGACCCCGCAGGUGGAGGACUGGAUCCAGAAGAAUACACAGGCGGUGCGCGACGGCAGCGGCAUCUACUCCACACAGAAGAACUCCUCGGAGCAGUUCGAGAAGUGGCGCUUCAGCAUGCCCUUCAAGCUGGCGCAGGUGGUGCAGGCCGCCUGUGGUCCCGCCAUGCAGCUCUUCGGCUACAAAUUGGCACGGGAUGCCGCCGCCCUCACCAACCGCUCGGUCAGCUUGCUGGAGGAACGGGGCACCUUCUGGGUCACGUAGGGUGCCUGGAGUCCCGCCUGCCCCUCCUCGUGAAAGGCCUGCCCUGCCUUUCUCACACCCAGGCCAGCGGUGGGAGGCGGCCCUGGCAGAGGGCCGUGGAAGCUGUGCCCGGAGCAGGCACCCCUCGCUGUAGCAGUAGGCGCCCCCAGCCAGCUAGCUUCCCCGCCGCUGCAGCCGGGGUUUCUCCCUGAGAACAGGGCGGUGCCCCGACCCCUUGAGGGGUGUCGCAACCAGACCUCUGAGAGCCUGGGGCUCCUGAGAGGGCCCAGGCAGGCUCGGGUCUAUUGAUAAACCUCUCCCUGUCUCUCUCUCACACACACAGAAACAUACAUGAAACACACAUUAAUGCUCGGAGAGCCUGUGGGAGGCCACAUGUUUAAAGACCAGAAGGGACUUAGACACUGACCGUCAGUGGGACCUCCUGCUUUCCUUACUCAGUGUGAGUCUUUUAGUUCCUGCAUUCCCAAGGCUGGAUCCUGGGUUGAUCCUUGGAAAAAGGCCCAGACAAUCCAGGGUGUCGGAGUGACAUUUGAGGUUCUGCAGAUGACAGUACAGAAUGAGUCAGUAUUUCAACAAAUGGGAUAGCUAUGCUGGUCACUAGUGAAUGUCAGCCCUGGGUAGAGCUGUAGCACACACACACAUAUAAAGACACACUUGCACACACCGCACACACACACACACACCCUCACAAAUAUCUAUGAACUUCCCGUUGCUUUAUUCCUGCAGGGUUUAUCUGGAUCACCCACCUACAGAGGAGCCUUUAAUUACAUUUUGGGAUUAUUUGGAAGCAGAGGGUCUGUGGGGAGUAAGAAAAAGGGUCAAGGACCGUGCUCAGUUCCUUGAUGGGUUUGGGGCUGAACAGUGGAUUCAGAGCUGCCUGGGUCUGCAGCCCCUGCAUUUGGAUUCUCGUGGCUCCCUUCCUGGCACAUCCACUGCCUGAUGGCUGGUCGCAGGAUGUUUUGAAGUGGGGUGUUACCCCCAUGAGACUGCGGCCUUGAAUUUUCAUCCAGCUCACUGGCUCUCUAUGUGAAAGCCACCUGGGGUCUGCCUGGCAGAAACGGCUUUGGUCCCAGAGGCAAAAGGCAGCUGCUGGGCUCCGGUCCUCUGGGGCAGGGCCAAGAAGAGAGUGCAGUGCUCCUGGGGGAGAAGUCACAUCGGUCCACCCCUCCCCUGAGAAGCCUGCCUUCUCCCUCCAGGACAGAGGUCAGCCAACCAGUUGCCAUGGUUACAACUAGAGUCUCAAAUUCCCCCUUUAGGCUCUGGGAAGAGUAUUGCUCAACUCAGGAUGGGCUGGGUGCUUUAUUUGGGGCUUUAAGUUAUUUAUGGCUUAGUGUCCUUGUGUUGUGGUUGUUUGGGGUUUUGUUUCUGCUGGAGUGCCUCUGGGAAGCUGACUGGUUUUGAGGGCCUGAGGGAGACUGAGAAACCAGCAGGGGGCACUUGGCUCCUGGCGCAGGGACAGGACAGAAGGAGGAGCCUUCUUCCAGAAGGAUCUGAAGCCUACUUGGCCAUGUGGCAGCCCACAGCACCCCACUGUCUUUUCUGUUUAACCCCAUGUAGAAUGACUCUCAGAAACUACCAGAAGCAGCACAAAUUAGCAGCCCUCACCCUCUCCCUGAGAAGAGGCUAGAUUUCAAAAUCCCUUCCAAGCCUUGACGUGUUUCUGGGGUGCGAGGGGCCUUCUGACCAAGCAGUGCUUGCCCCUACUCUCACCCCACACCCAGGAGCAGAACUCAGUACUGCCCAGGAGCUCACAGGGAGGUGCGGCAGUUCACUGAGGGCUCCCAGCUCUACUUCUGAUUUCCUGGACAACCUCUGUGUCAGAUAUGUCCCGUUGUCAAACCCAGAGGGCUGAGUUUUGGGUUAAUUUCAACACCAGAGAAGUGCCACAUCUGAGUCCUGCAGGAAGUCGCUGUUUGGAAAGGCGAUGACGGUAGCUGUCUUGUGGGAUUUGUCAUAACCAGCGUGCAGGAGCCGCCAGGUCUCUCACCAGGCACUUCGGUCCGCUCCAGGGCUUACAGUGCAAGGCUAAGUUGCGCAGGGAUCUGGCUCUAGUUUGGGAUGCAAAGGGGUGUCAGAUCUGAAAACCUCAUGGUGGCACAGAGUGGGACCAGAAUGUUUCUGGCAGGUCCAGAAGUGCUGGCGGACCUACCCAGCCCCUGCCCUGAUCCUUCUCUGUUCCCCACCUCAGGAUGUGGGGGGGCUCUUCCUAGGGGCCCUCCUAGUGCAGACAACAGACUUCUCCUCCUUCGUAUGCCUCUGGGGCCAAGGCCUCCAUCUCUCUGAGGAUGGUACCAAGAGUGGAGUUUUGGGACUUCUCAGGACAUUGACAAUGUGCACGCUGCACAAUGAUGUAAUUUAUUUAUUUUGUGAAAAGAAGAGACAGAAAAUACCAUUUUAUUUGCAGGGACUCAAAGCUGUACCCAAAUCAAGAAAGACAAUAAUAAUAAUAACUGCUCACGUGCGCCUUACACACGGGACACCUGCGGAUGAUCCAGCAUACCAGAGAGCAGAAACCAGCACCCCGAUGGCCCCAGGACAUUGUUUAAGGAGAGUCCUCGGUUUCUCUCACAGAGUUUGUCUGUAUCACGCACCGGAAGAGGAGCCUUUAAUUACCUUUUAAGAUGAUUUGGAAGCAGGGGUUAUGUGGGGAGUAAGGCAACGGGUCAAGGGCAAUGAUUUGAAGACUUGAAGAUGUAACGUUAGGGUCCUUUCUGCUGUAUUGCCUUUGCCCAUGUCUGAGAUGGGAACUAUUCAAGUGGGGUGGUGUUACCCCUGGGAUCCCCCCAGGAUUUGAGAAGAACAGGGUUGGGGUAGCUGCUGGCUUUACACCCCAUGGAUGUGGUCAGAGUCAUGCAAUUGGGGUUUUCGGUGUGGAGCCAGGAUGGAGAAGGUGGUCUGGGGUGGGGCAGUGCCUCCCUUCCCAGUGAGGCCAGCCCUGGCCUUUCCUCUGUUCCAGCUGCUCCCCUCCACAGGGCUCCCCUGCAUGGAGACGCAGGGAGUGGUUGAGGCUCUCCAUCGGCCCACUUCCCCAGCACAGAGGCCCAUUCAGCAGUGUGUUUACUUGUUUUCCUUCUUGAUGAGCCUUCUUUAGCACAGCCUAUACAAACAAUUUAGAACAUUCCAGGCCUCGGUAAGCCAGGGUAGUGUCCAACACCCGCAGACUGUCGCCCCUGCUACCCAUUCCUGGCUUCCCCUCUGGACCUCGUUAGUCAACUAUGGGUUUACUGUGGGUUGGAGGAGGGCAAUGGGGGUCCUUGGGAGUAGUCAGUAGAGGGUAGGUCCUGAGUCCCUGCAGGAGUAGUCAGUGGGGGGCAGGUUGUGAGUCCCUGCAGAGAGGGAAAAAGAAGCCCAAACGUGCAACUGUAUAGCAUCCCCCCCGCAGGUGAUCACUAGUUGACCUACGAAGGCUGAGGGACACAGCAAAUCUAACUUGUCCUCUCUGUGAUGCACACGCGUGAAAAGAACAGAACAGGACAGAAACAUUGAAUGAAGAGGUUACUCCCUGGCUGCCAGCACCCUCGGCCUGGGACCUGCUGCCAGAGGCUAGUGUAGGGACUGCUGCUGACCGAACCCCGAAGAACAGAGGGUGCCAUCGCAGUGGCGGAUGAUGCAGCCCCUCCAGCAGGAGGUCAUGGAAUCCCGUCCCGGAGGGUGAACUGGCCUGCAUGGGACGGAGGAGAUAGAAGCAUUAAAGGGUCUGAUCCUGGCCUUAAAGGUAUCUUCUGGCCCUGAGUGACUCCCAUGCUGGGGCUCGCCCUUGCUAAGCCCGGCGCUUUGAAAGCCAGGAGAGAAGGCUGGAUGGCUGAGUCUCCCAUCCUCAUUCCUAAAGGCCGAAGGUGAAGGCAAGUCCCAAACGGAUGGUUCCAGGGGCUGGGAGAGCUCAGGGGAGACAGGGCGGGGAGGAGUCGGAGCAGCAGGUACCUACAGAGGCCAAGCAGGUCUCUUGAUCUGGACAAACUGGAAGAAGGAACAUCUGCUCAAAUCCAGGGGCCUCGAGCUGGUUUUGCUAGUGAAGAUUCUUAGGACAUGGGUGGCCCAACCAGGAUGGGGAGAAGACCAGGGUUCGCUGAGGUCAGCCGCAUCACCUGUCAGCUGCCCAGUUGCAGAAAUAGUGGAAGCCGUCCUUUACCUCAAAAGCAUGAAGCAGAACUGGCAACUUCAAACGUCUUAAGUGCUUCAAGAUCCUUUGAUCUUGUGUCGUCCUGCACCCGAUGACUGUGGGGACGAAUUCAUCCUCCCCCAGGAUGCAGACGGCGCCAUCCUGGUGGUGGAGCUUGUGUCCUCCCAGGCACUUUACUGGGGACUAAGACAACCCAACCGGCCCACUUCCCCUAACACUGGGCUUGGCCGGGGCUCCCCCGAGGUCUCCAGCUCCUUAGUGUACUGAGGCAUAUUGCCUGCUCCCUGCUCCAUCCUCGAUCCUACAGACCAUCUUUUGCCAAGCCCUCAGCCCUGUGUCAUGUUGCAUGGCCACACGUACAGGCUACCCCUUGCGGCAUAUGUGGCCAUGGCAUGUACGUAUGUAUCCACGCGUGUGCAGCACAGCGUGUGGCUCAUUCUGCCCAGCCUCUGGCACCGUCUCACAUUUCUCCCAGCCCCCUAGCUGCCGUAGUCAUCCCAGAUGUCCUUGCUGUGGCCACAGAUAAUCUGCUGUUUCCUGGAGACGCAGGGGCUGCCCUUCAAAGAGCUGGCAGCGCUGGCAGGCAGUCUGCUUUGCCGAAUACAAUGUGAACCCAUCCCUGAUGGCUUACUUGAUUUAUUUAAUUAAAGAUGAAAAUGCGCAAUGAGUAA
This is a messenger RNA of Tupaia belangeri chinensis (Chinese tree shrew), 6252 nucleotides long. It is a transcript of the gene CHST3, whose product is annotated as carbohydrate sulfotransferase 3. NCBI's taxonomy places the organism in Eukaryota, Metazoa, Chordata, Mammalia, Scandentia, Tupaiidae. Gene Ontology annotation, biological process: carbohydrate metabolic process; N-acetylglucosamine metabolic process. Gene Ontology annotation, molecular function: N-acetylglucosamine 6-O-sulfotransferase activity; chondroitin 6-sulfotransferase activity. The record is from RefSeq and is a predicted model, not a curated record. Gene Ontology annotation, cellular component: Golgi membrane.